AAGAGGGAGUGCUCGGAUUCCCCCCUCUUCUCUCCACCUCUCUUCCAAUUCUAUGCGUGGUCGCUCUUCCGUCUCUCCCAGUGCAGCAGUCGUCUUCUCUACCUUCCUCGCCUAUCCAGUGCUCCUCAUCUAACAACUGUACUAAAACUAGCAGCAAGACUGCUUCUGCUUGUACGAUAGCCUGUACCUGUACUGUGCUGACAUUAUAUACCCUCCCCUUCUUGCUCGUGCCAAUCGCCAUUGCCAACCACCACGUAGAGCUGCAUUGCUUUGAGGGAUCAAGGCCAUGGGAAUCGCAACAGGAGUUUGCUUCGUAGUUCUUGUUCUGAUCUGUACAUUUCUCAGAGAAGGGAGAGCGGCGACAUUCACGUUCGUCAACAGGUGCACGGGGACAGUGUGGCCAGGCAUCCAGUCGAACGCCGGGAGCUCUCGGCUGGACCCGACGGGCUUCGUCCUGCCGCCGGGCACGUCGCGCGCGGUCCAGGCGCCGUCAGGGUGGUCCGGCCGUGCCUGGGCACGCACGGGCUGCGCGCAGGACGCGAGCGGGAAGGUGGUGUGCGCCACGGGGGACUGCGGGUCGGGCUCCCUGGAGUGCAACGGGCAGAACGCGGCGACGCCCGCGACGCUGGCCGAGUUCACGCUGGCCGGCGGCGGCGGCGACGACUUCUACGACGUGAGCCUCGUGGACGGCUACAACCUCCCGAUCCUGGUGGAGCCCGCGGGCGGCGCCACGGGCGCCACGACGUGCGCCGCGGCCGGGUGCAGUGCGGACCUCAACGAGCGGUGCCCCGCGGAGCUCCGCACCGAGGGCGGCGCCGGCUGCCGCAGCGCGUGCGACGCCUUCGGCAAGCCCGAGUACUGCUGCAGCGGCGCGUACGCCAACCCAAACACCUGCCGCCCCACCGCCUACUCGCAGCUCUUCAAGUCGGCGUGCCCCAAGUCGUACAGCUACGCCUACGACGACCCCACCAGCACCUUCACCUGCGCCGGCGGCCGUGACUACACCAUCACCUUCUGCCCCGUCGCCACCCCAAGCAUGAAAUCGUCGGGUGGCCCUGGAGCAACGACGGCGGCACCGACAGGCCCGACGCCGACGCUGCCGGGGGCGACGCCGCAGAUGCCGCGGUCGGCAGGUGGUGGGCAAGGCAGCGGCCCCGACGGGCAGGGCGUGAUGCUGGGCGACAACUCCUGGCUCGCCAGCCUCGCCACGGGCGACGCGUCGUCCGCGCCGUCGUCGCCGCCGGCGCUCCGGGCCUCGCCCCUCGCGCCGCUCCUGCUCGGCGCCCUGCUGCUGCUGCUGCUGGUGCUAUAGUACCAGGCUACCAACCGACCCCGUCACAGGUGUGUGAGGCGAAAGUUUUGGUCAAAGAAAGAAGCGGGCGCGCACGGCACGGGGCACCGGCGCAAAGCGAAGCGGUGCGCUCGGCUUGCCGCCGUGCCGACGCGGACGCCGAGCUGCCCUGCCCCGAUGGAAUGGAAGGGGUGGUGGUUGGUGUUGCGCGCGGUGGGGCUGUCCCUCCGCCUGUCCGUGCUGGGUUUGUGCGGGGAGAUGAUGUGAUUUCAUUUGACCAAGAUCGCAUCACGCCAUUGUAAAAUCCGCCAUUUUCUUCUUCUUCUUCUUCUUCUUCUUCUUCUUCUUCUUCUUAUUGGAAUUGUACCGUUGUGUCCAACAAAAAGAAAGGAAUGUACUCCAAGAUUGUUUCGCAGAUAA
Molecule: messenger RNA, 1711 nt
Organism: Sorghum bicolor (sorghum)
Lineage: Eukaryota; Viridiplantae; Streptophyta; Magnoliopsida; Poales; Poaceae
Product: thaumatin-like protein 1b
Exons: 3
Coding region: 287-1312 (341 amino acids)
Biological process (GO): defense response
Cellular component (GO): extracellular region
Source: RefSeq, a predicted model, not a curated record